Rotaria sp. Silwood2 is the source of this 1458-nucleotide messenger RNA. The record is from the annotation of a GenBank genome assembly. NCBI's taxonomy places the organism in Eukaryota, Metazoa, Rotifera, Eurotatoria, Philodinida, Philodinidae.
AUGAGUAGCAGUACAGCAGCAGCAGCAUCAGCGGCUCCACGUAGACAACAAGUUGAUAAUCGAACAGAUGCCAAUAAUUUUAAAGCAGUGACAGUAGUAGCAACACGUGGUCGUGGUACUGAAAUAUCCGAAGAAAUAUCCUAUACAGAUACAAAAGUUAUUGGAAAUGGUUCAUUCGGUGUUGUUUAUCAAGCUAAACUUGUUCAUUCCAAUGAACAAGUAGCUAUAAAAAAGGUUUUACAAGAUAAAAGAUUUAAAAAUCGCGAACUGCAGAUUAUGCGACGACUUGAUCAUCAAAAUAUUGUUCAAUUAAAAUAUUUUUUCUUUUCAUCUGGUGACAAACUUAAAGAAGAAGUAUAUUUAAAUCUUGUACUUGAAUAUAUACCGGAAACGGUCUAUCGUGUGACACGUCAUUAUACAAAACAAAAGCAAACCAUUCCGCUACUUUAUGUCAAAUUGUAUAUGUAUCAAUUAUUUCGUGCAUUGGCUUAUAUACAUUCAUUUGGAAUUUGUCAUCGAGACAUUAAACCACAAAAUUUAUUACUUGAUCCAGAAACAUCUAUAUUAAAAUUAUGCGAUUUUGGAAGUGCUAAACAAUUAAUAAAAGGCGAACCAAAUGUAUCAUACAUUUGUUCACGUUAUUAUCGUGCACCGGAAUUAAUUUUUGGCGCUAUUGAUUAUACAUGUUAUAUAGAUGUUUGGUCAUCGGGAUGUGUACUUGCUGAACUUCUUCUUGGUCAACCAAUAUUUCCAGGUGAAAGUGGUGUAGAUCAAUUAGUAGAAAUUAUUAAAGUAUUAGGCACACCAACGCGUGAGCAAAUUCGACAAAUGAAUCCAAAUUAUCAAGAAUUUCGUUUUCCACAAAUAAAAGCACAUCCAUGGCAUAAGGUUUUUCGUAAUCGUACACCACCUAUGGCAAUCGAUUUAGUAUGUCGAUUACUUGAUUAUACACCAGCAACUCGUUUAACACCACUUGAAGCUUGUGCUCAUGCAUUUUUUGAUGAAUUACGUGAUCCUGAUACACGGUUACCUAAUGGACCUCUUCCACCACUUUUUAAUUUUAGUCAAUAUGAACUAAAUAUUAAUUCAUCGCUCAAUUCACGUUUAAUUCCUGCACAUUUACAAGGUCAACAAACAGUAUCAACUAGUGGUGGUAUAUCAUCAAAUUCAACAGUUAAUGCUUCAGCAACAAGUAUGAGUGGUGGUGGAAAUGGUAAUACAAUCGGAACAUCAGUAGUAACAUCAAAUAAUCAUGAUAAACCUAUAACAACAACAAAUCGUUCAAAUAAUAAUUCACCACCCUCAACUGUACCAGUAGCAACAACGACAUCAUCAUCCGCAGCAGCAGCAACAACAACAACAACAAACGUUAAUGGGCCAGGCGAGAGUGAUGCUAUGAACAGCCUCGAUGAACAGACGGCAACUGGUGGUGAUUCAAUUAAAAAAGAGCAUUCUUAA